UUCUUAUGCGCCAUGUGAUUGUAUCUCUGUCUAUAUUCCACUCUUCCUCUCUUCCUUUCUUUCUCUCUUUCUUUCUCCUCGACAGAGGUUCUGUUUGUAUUUCAUCAUAGCCGGAGCCUCUUGCCGAAAAAGUGCACGUUCUUUGAUUUGUUGUUGUCGUGCUCAAAGCGAGCUCAGUGGCAAAAGCAGUAGCCGUUCAUACGAGAAAUGUAAACGAGCGAAAGAAGGAGAGAAAGCGUGUGUGAGAGAGAUAGACACUGAUUGAGUGCGAUAUGAUUUUAUGUUGUUGCUUUAAGGGUAUAAACAUCCGAGUGCCGCUAUAAUUAUUUACAUAUUUCUGCACCAAUACUUCGACGCAUUGUUCGAAAUUUUGUUAGCGUCACUUUGACACUUGUUGAAGAGCGGCAUUUUUUUUGUUAUUGAACCGAUUGACAUUUGUGCCGGCUUUUACCUCACUCACAUCGAAUUGGUUUCACAGUUUUUGAUGCAAAAAGGUUUGCUGCAACAUUGCUAUUGAUGGCCGAAACAUCAAUCUCCGCGUAAAUCCACAAUAUCACGAUCAGAAGAACACAACACAACAUAAGAAUCAUGAAUAUUCCGGUUCGGAAAUCCACAGCCGCUCCAUUGAAGAGAAAAAAUGCCGAUGAAGGAGAACAAAAUCGCAAGCACAGUCAUAAUGAAUGGCCAAAAGUCACGACAAGUCAUAAUCGACCAGAUGUUGCGAUGAGUAAAAACUUGCACAUGACCGUCAAGAAGUAUGCGUUUGUCAUCGAUAGCGAACGGUACAAAUGUGGUGUUAUUGGUUGUGACCAUUGUUUUCCAACUUCAUCUGAUUUGGAUCGUCAUAUCGCGAGUGUGCAUCCAAGUGACGGGUAUGUCCAACGUUACCGGUGCCCACAUUGCAAUGAACAAACCCAACCGAUGGACGACGAUCGAACAAAACCUCGACGAAGCGAUAUAAUUCGUCACGUGGAAUUGCAUGGAUGCAAUGUGUUUUGUUGUUUUGGAUGCAUAAAAGUGUUUCCAAUUGAAGUCGAUAUGCAUCGUCAUCUAACUCGCUGUCAUUUGACGCAGAAUUUCAAAUAUAGUCACCAACAGUUGGAUUGUAAUGGACAAAUGUUAAAAACGGAUGACAUUACCCUGGUAUUUCGGUGCAAAAUGUGCUAUUCAUUCACCUCGAACAUUGCACAGGCGAUGGAACAUUUCAAGAUUUUUCACAAUAGUGCAACCGUGGAUUUUAUCGUGAUUCAAAGCAGCCAGAGAACAACUCCUAAACAAAAGAUUGGAACUUCUAUUCCACCAAUUCCAGCAUUUGAGAUGCAACAACAAUUGAUUUGUGCCAUAUGUAACUCAACAUUUGGCAAAAAAGAAAACCUUGUUGCUCAUCAUCAACAACGGCACGAGCUGGAACCGAUUGCUAUUCGAUUCGGUUCAUUAUUCUUGAAAAACAUAAAAUCAGUCGACUGCAAAGACAUGACGAAAAUGAACGCAUCAUUUGAUCGUCAAAUCCUGUACACUUGUGCCCAUAGCCAUGCCACGAUCAAAUAUUUUAGCGAAGUUGAAUGUGUUUUGGCGCAUUGGUCGAAUACACAUGAAACAGAUGAUCAAUUACCAUUUCGAUUCCAAGCGCUACCUUUGGUUUCAUGCAAAUAUUGCCCGGUUUUAAGCACAUUCCGUGAUCUUCGGAAGCAUCAUGCAAAAAAUCACCCGAAAGAAAGAUUUAUUGCUGUUAACCCUGCCGAUAAUAAUCAGUGCAGUGUUUGCAACUUCAUUGGUGACAACAUUGUCGAUCAUUUUCGUUCGGAGCAUUCAUUGAUUCAGCAGGACAAUGUCGUCAAUCCGGUGUGUCUGAACGAUGCCACUAUCGAAAAGUUGCGCCAAAUUAACGUUCGAAAAAAAUGUGACCAGUGCUUCGACAUCCACGAAACGGAGAAUGAUAUGAAAAAUCAUUAUUUGCGCGAACACAAAACGACCAACUUUGAACGCAUCGAAUGUGAUGACAAUCACAGCGUUCAAUUAAUCACCGGUUGCUGCCGUUUGGAGGUCAAUCAACCCAUUUUCUUUGAACAUUUUGCUCAUCAUGAACAGCAUUUUUGCUGCAACAAAUGCCCAUUUUAUACUGAUGAUCCGAGUCGGCUGGUGGAUCAUAGCGUUGAAAUCCAUGAAACACACUGCCAACCCAAAAAACUCGAAAUAAAAAAUUUGCAAUCAUGGUUUUGGAAUAGUGAACACAUAUUUAGCAACGGACUUACUUUGAACUCAUACAACUUGAUUGGAACAGCCAUUGAUGACAGCCAACGAUUUAAAGAAUUUUUUCGAAUGAAGUAAUUCAUUGUUAAGUUAAAGUUUAUUUAGUUGGAAAAUAUUUAGAAAAAAAUGAAAAUGUAGACAUUUUACUCUUUCGCAUUAUUUUAUUCAGUUUAUUUUUUUAUGUACUUUUAAUUGAUUUAGGUAAAAAAAAAACAUGUUUUUUUUUAAAAAAAAUACUCAAUGACAUUUUUUACCUAUAACUUUUCGGUUUUUAGAUUUUAAUACCUCCAUCGAUUAUUGAAAAGAAAUCAAUGUGCUGAAUUCAACUUCAUUCUACUAAUUUUUCAGUCAUUUAAUAAAAAAUGGACUUAAGUUGAGUAACAAAA
Molecule: messenger RNA, 2636 nt
Organism: Sitodiplosis mosellana (orange wheat blossom midge)
Lineage: Eukaryota; Metazoa; Arthropoda; Insecta; Diptera; Cecidomyiidae
Product: PR domain zinc finger protein 5-like
Exons: 4
Coding region: 589-2328 (579 amino acids)
Cellular component (GO): nucleus
Source: RefSeq, a predicted model, not a curated record